AGACGUAAUUAAGAAGCCCCGGAUUCCAAUUUUUUUUUUUUUUAUUCCGUGAGAGUGACACAAGCAUCCAGGGAGCGCGCUUUGGAGUGGACGUCAGUCACUGCGCGUGUCAGUCAAUCCAACCCUUCCGGACACAGAGAGCGCGCCGCGCAUCCACAUUCCCUCACGCGAGGAGCGCUCAGCUGUCUCAUCCCGUUCUGUCUCGAGCGCCUGGAAUUUUACCUCCCCGGUGCUGUUCACACCUUUCUCUGCCGGGCGACCCGUAGUGCUCUCCGUGGCGAUGGUGUCUGACAUGAUCUGACAGAGGAAGACUGCAGCGAUAGUCUCCGUGGUUAUUAUGGGCUGUGCCCACUGUAAACAGAAAAAGGCUGCAGCCAAGGCUGCUGCAGUCGAGCUGUCUGACCCAUCUCCUAGCAACAGCCCUGAUGGGGUUGUGUCUACAGCAUCGGCCAUGCCCCGUUAUCAUCCUGGCCCCACCCACCCGACAAUACCUGACUUCAACAAGCCGUUUGGCUCUGCCUGUUUUCCUAAUACCAACGCACAAACCUGUGCAGGGGGCAUCACAGGUGGAGGUGUAACUCUCUUCAUAGCGUUGUAUGACUAUGAUGCUCGUACAGAAGAUGACCUGUCCUUCCAGAAGGGAGAGAAGUUCCACAUUAUCAACAACACAGAGGGGGACUGGUGGGAGGCCCGGUCAUUGGACACUGGGAAGUCUGGUUACGUCCCUAGUAACUAUGUAGCUCCUGUAGACUCUAUACAGGCUGAGGAGUGGUAUUUUGGGAAGAUGGGAAGGAAAGAUGCAGAGAGACAGCUCCUGGGACUGGAGAACCCCAGAGGAACAUUCCUUAUCAGAGAGAGUGAGACCACCAAGGGUGCCUACUCCCUGUCCAUCCGGGACUGGGAUGAUGGGAAAGGUGACCAUGUCAAGCAUUAUAAGAUCAGGAAGCUGGACAAUGGAGGAUAUUAUAUCACAACACGCACACAGUUCGACACCGUGCAUCAACUGGUGCAGCACUACACAGAGCGAGCGGCAGGUUUGUGCUGUAGGUUGAUUGGCAGCUGUAGGCGGGGCAUGCCUAAGCUAGCCGACCUAUCGGUGAAGACCAAGGACGUGUGGGAGAUUCCCAGAGAAUCUCUCCAACUGAUUAAGAAGCUGGGAAACGGGCAGUUUGGAGAAGUCUGGAUGGGUAUGUGGAACGGCACCACCAAGGUAGCAGUGAAGACAUUGAAGCCAGGCACCAUGUCUCCAGAGGCCUUCCUAGAAGAAGCUCAGAUCAUGAAGAGACUGAGACAUGACAAGCUGGUGCAGCUGUACGCUGUGGUCUCUGAAGAACCCAUCUACAUCAUCACAGAGUUCAUGAGCCAAGGUAGCUUACUGGACUUCCUAAAGGAUGGGGAAGGAGGGAAUCUGAAGUUGCCUCAGCUGGUGGAUAUGGCUGCACAGAUAGCGGCAGGCAUGGCGUAUAUAGAGCGUAUGAACUACAUCCAUCGUGAUCUGCGAGCGGCUAACAUUCUGGUCGGGGAAAAUCUGGUGUGCAAGAUAGCUGACUUUGGUCUGGCCAGACUCAUAGAGGACAAUGAGUACACAGCCAGACAAGGAGCCAAGUUCCCCAUCAAGUGGACAGCUCCUGAAGCAGCUCUAUACGGGCGCUUCACCAUCAAGUCUGAUGUGUGGAGCUUUGGUAUCCUGCUCACUGAACUCAUCACAAAAGGACGCGUGCCUUACCCAGGUAUGAAUAACCGUGAGGUUCUGGAGCAGGUGGAGAGGGGGUACAGGAUGCCCUGUGCGGUGGGUUGUCCUGCCUCCCUCCAUGAGCUGAUGGUGCAGUGCUGGCGGAGAGAGGCGGACGAGAGGCACACCUUUGAAUACCUGCAGGGCUUCCUGGAAGACUACUUCACUGCUACUGAACCCCAGUACCAGCCUGGAGAGAACCUGUGACCACGCACAUGCACACAGACACAAGUGUACACACACACACACACACACACACACACACACACACACACACACA
This is a messenger RNA of Salmo salar (Atlantic salmon), 2012 nucleotides long. RefSeq names its product Yes-related kinase (gene yrk). NCBI's taxonomy places the organism in Eukaryota, Metazoa, Chordata, Actinopteri, Salmoniformes, Salmonidae. Gene Ontology annotation, biological process: protein phosphorylation. The record is from RefSeq and is a predicted model, not a curated record. Gene Ontology annotation, molecular function: protein tyrosine kinase activity; ATP binding; protein binding.